UUUCUGGCAAAGCGAGUGCGUGGACUCCAGAGAGCAGAGUCAACUCUAUUUAACCCUGUCAUUUGGCUCUCAGGCGCUCAGACUGAGCAGCACUCAUCCACCUCCACAUUCACUCACCUCAGUCUGCUCUGAACACUUCUGAAGAUGAUCUGGCUUGGCAUCACUUCACUGUUUUCACUGAUGUCACACGUCUGUGGUCAGAAUUUUGAUGCAACCCGCCUCAGAUUUUUCCCAGCAGUGAACCAAAGCAUUGCUGGAGUAUUCCAGGUGAGCUCCUUGAAUGACCUCGGUCAACCACAUUAUGCCUUCAACGCCUCCGAGGCUCGACAGCUGUGCUUGUCCCUCGGAGUGACCAUUGCUGGUAAAGCUCAGGUUGAGGAGGCGCUGACCAGAGGCUUGGAUACAUGCAGGUAUGGAUGGAUUGACGAACAUUUGGCAGUCAUUCCUCGCAUUAAAGCACUUUCUAACUGUGGCCAGAAUCGCACAGGACUGGUGACCUGGAGAACGUAUGUGAGGGAAAAGUUUGACGUCUUCUGCUUCAAUGAAUCAGACGCAGCGGCACAAUUGGAGGACGCCACCACCGGCAGCCCUUUAAGCAGCGUUCAUGACUCAGAGCAGACGGCCUCCACCCAGGCGGCACAAUCUACGUCCUUUUCCUCCCGUCAUCCUCCUUCCUCUUCCACCACCCUCAAAACUAUAGACACAGAGUGGGAUCCUGCGCCCCAUGUGGGCAGUACACACAGCUCUGCCAGAGGAAAAGCCAUGCUCAUCACCUCCACCUGUAUUCUUCUUCUUAUCGCUGUGAUCGUCGUCGUUUAUCUAAAGAUGAAAAAGACCUGCGCUCGGGGCUUAGACCUCCAGCAACAGCAGCAGGGCGAGUCCACAGAGACACAGGACUGGAAGAGUGGGGAGGAUUUAAAGGAAAACACGUCUGACACUGAAGGAGAUGAGAAAAUAGAAGUGGUUGAAAUGGAAAGUCAUGUGACUGAUUGACUGUAGAGUGUACUGUAGUCAGUUUUGCAUGCUGUUGCACCGUGUUUGAUUUGCUACGUUAUUUACCGAAUCGUCAGGUGGCGUUGUUUAUAAUACUCUAAUAAAGGAAGACUUUUUAAUUGA
Molecule: messenger RNA, 1116 nt
Organism: Cynoglossus semilaevis (tongue sole)
Lineage: Eukaryota; Metazoa; Chordata; Actinopteri; Pleuronectiformes; Cynoglossidae
Gene: lyve1a
Product: lymphatic vessel endothelial hyaluronic receptor 1a
Exons: 6
Coding region: 145-993 (282 amino acids)
Biological process (GO): cell adhesion
Cellular component (GO): plasma membrane
Molecular function (GO): transmembrane signaling receptor activity; hyaluronic acid binding
Source: RefSeq, a predicted model, not a curated record